AUGCUUGAGAUUGUUUUAGACAGGUUAGCAAAAUGGACUAUGAGCAAGCGCAAAAAAUUAAGUCCGAAGAGUAUCAAGCCAAAAAUCAGCUUUGAGCGUACCCUCUAUGAUAUCAAGUUGGAGAACCUCUCAGCUAGCAGCACGACAGUAGAAGCGUCGAGAGGUGGGGAUACCGCCAGUGUGCUCCACCAAGCAGCAACACCAUCAGCUUUAACGUCAGUAUCAACAGUACCUUCAACAUCAAUGAUCGUUCCAAAUAUGCAAUUCACCCACGGCGCAGUUGCAUCGUCUUCAGCAAACAUGGUCCAAGUUGCAGAAUCGAUGCGUACAUCAAAUCAUUUAUUGCAAGUGAAAGAUAGCUCAAAAGACAGACAAAACGAUCUCAUUGAAAUGCCACAGUACGCCUUUGCAAUGUUUGCAAAUAAACAAAAAACUAUCUGCUUCAAGCUCCUCACUAUCAAAGCACUCCUAAAUAUCAAGCUCAGCAAAAUGCAAUUAGUAGAGACAGAAUUAGUCGCUUUCGUGGAUAGUGAAGCGCUUAAGUCAGUCUGCGGUGUUGUUUCAGACGACAACUCACGACCAACUCUAUACCACGAUCAAUAUCUACCAAGGUCCUUCACUGUAAAGCAUUUCGCAAUGAAUGCGAACAAGGAUAUCAUCACAGAUUUCCUCGCUGAAGUUCGAGAACAAGUCGAUCAGGAAAUCACGCCCCAAGUUCUCCUCAAAGCUGGCUUUGUAUCUGAUAGAAUUCGCAAUCGUAGUGCUGUUAACGGAUGUGAUGAUCUAGAGGCCUCUAUACGCCACAUGGUAUUCAACAAGUACUUCGAAGACUUUGCCGGCGACGUACUCGAUUUCCUCCAAGCCAGAGUACACUUGGCGCUCAGCAAAGAAAGCAACAGAAUCUUUAAACGCUCUUUAAUCUACAGAGCGCAAGUUUUUGUUGAUAGCUUCAAGAAGAAGAAACCUGAGCCAAAGGUAGAAGACACCCUACCUAGAAGCGCAAAUGAGAUAUAUACGCUCAACAAGCUGACUGUAAAUUUGGCUGUCGUCGACAGAAUCGAUCUCGUCGACGACAUGGAGAGGGCUAGUAAAUUUGACAUUGAAUGCCUAAAAUACCUACACUGGCUGCUGGAAUGGAGGCGCAAAGAUUUCUUCUAUCCUGAUCCACCACCAUACGUCGAUCCAAGAUGUUCAGCAGACACACCUCGUCCAUCUAGAAGAUACCGCUACAGGCUGUUUACAGCUCCUGAAUCUAUCGAAAGCGCUUUCCCAAGCUCUCCAAUUAGCAAUGGUUCUCAGUUCGGAUUGGAUCCCAGAGCACCAGGUGUCGAGAUAACUCUGACAAAUUUCGAGAAAUGGUUACCAGACCCAACUCCCUCACCAGCACGGCCGUCAACAGACUCAAUUGAUCUUCAAUUUACCCUCACAGCGGGGAGUGAAAGAAACAGCAUGAUAAAGACCCGUAAUGAAAACUACGAAGCUGGAAAAGCUCAAGAGCAGCGUCAAUAG
Wallemia ichthyophaga EXF-994 is the source of this 1509-nucleotide messenger RNA. RefSeq lists its product as uncharacterized. The transcript has 8 exons. Lineage: Eukaryota; Fungi; Basidiomycota; Wallemiomycetes; Wallemiales; Wallemiaceae. The record is from RefSeq and is a predicted model, not a curated record. Bases 1 to 1509 code for a protein of 502 amino acids.